Messenger RNA from Gossypium raimondii (Peruvian cotton), 2011 nucleotides. RefSeq names its product proline transporter 2. Bases 339 to 1658 code for a protein of 439 amino acids. The transcript is spliced from 7 exons. The record is from RefSeq and is a predicted model, not a curated record. NCBI's taxonomy places the organism in Eukaryota, Viridiplantae, Streptophyta, Magnoliopsida, Malvales, Malvaceae. Gene Ontology annotation, cellular component: plasma membrane.
GUGUGCUUUAAAGAAAGAAAAAGAACAGAAGAGGCAGUUAACUGAAACAUUACUUUCUUCUACCAAACCGACGAGCAUUUAGAUUCUUGAAAAAAAACCCAGAUUUCAAAAUUGAAAACUUUGUUGUUAUUGGGAAAAGAAAGGAUCUUUAAUUGACUGUAAUUAAGUUUUUUUCUUCUGACAUAGAAAUUCAAUAAGAAAGAAGGUAGAAGAAUUUUCUCCCCCAAUUAGCAACCCUGGCGUUCAUAGAUAUAUUUGUUGAAGAAAAUAAACAAGAAGAAGAUCAACAAGGGGAAACUGUUUGGCUCUUUCAAGAAGAAGGGAAAAGUGAGCCAAAUAUGGUAGCUGAUAAUGGUGAUGAACCAGAUGAUGAUAAUAAUAAGUUAACUCUUCAUGUCCCUGAAACUUCCCAUCAAAUUAGCACUGAUUCAUGGUUCCAAGCUGGUUUUGUCUUAACCACUGGAAUCAACAGUGUAUUUGUCUUGGGAUAUUCUGGAACCAUCAUGGUCCCCCUUGGUUGGGUCGGAGGUGUAGUUGGUUUGCUUUUAGCCACCGCGAUAUCAUUAUACGCAAACAUGCUUGUUGCCAAGCUUCAUGAAUUUGACGGGAAGAGGCAUAUCAGAUACCGCGAUCUCGCAGGACAAAUAUAUGGUAGGGAAGCUUAUUAUAUUACGUGGGCAUUACAAUACGUCAAUCUGUUCAUGAUCAAUAUCGGGUAUCUCAUUUUGGGUGGUUCCGCUUUAAAGGCUUUUUAUGUACUUUUCAACGAGGAACAUACUUUAAAGCUUCCGCACUUUAUUGCCAUAGAAGGAGUUGUGUGUAUUUUGUUUGCCAUUUCGACACCCCAUCUCUCGUCUCUAAGAAUAUGGCUUGGAUGUUCAACGGUUCUCAGCCUGAUAUAUAUCAUUGUGGCGUGCGUGCUGGCAACUAAGGAUGGACUCAAUGCUCCGCCUAGAGAUUAUACCAUACAUUGGACAUCAACCACCAGCCGGAUUUUUUCAACCAUUGGGGCAUCUGCAAAUCUCGUUUUUGCAUUCAAUACCGGAAUGCUUCCCGAAAUACAGGCAACGGUGAGGCAGCCUGCGGUGAAGAACAUGUUGAAAGCUUUAUACUUUCAGUUCUCUGUUGGAGUUGUACCGAUGUAUGCCGUUACCUUCAUCGGCUACUGGGCUUACGGAUCUUCAACGGCAACAUAUUUACUUAACAGUGCAACCGGUCCACUUUGGGUCAAGGCAUCUGCAAACAUUUCCGCUUUCCUACAAUCCGUCAUCGCUUUACACAUAUUCGCGAGUCCAGCUUACGAGUACUUAGACACUAAGUUUGGGAUCACUGGAAGUGCGUUGAAACUACAAAACAUAGCCUUUCGAAUCUUAGCUCGAGGCAGCUACCUUACAAUCAGCACGCUAGUAUCGGCCAUGUUACCAUUCCUCGGAGAUUUCGAGAGCCUAACGGGAGCAUUAAGCACGUUCCCUCUAACAUUCAUCCUCGCUAACCACAUGUUCCUCAUGGCGAAGAAGAACAAAUUGAGUUCAUUACAACAAUCAUGGCAUUGGUUAAAUGUUGGGUUCUUUGCACUCAUGUCUGUUGCAGCCACAGUUACAGGUAUAAGACUUAUUAUUGUGGAUUCGAAAGAGUAUCAUAUAUUCGCCGACGUGUGACGAUAAUGCUCGUAAAUUAAUGAAUAGAUGAAGAUGAAGGGGUUGCAGAUAUUGAGAUUACGAACUCGGGGUUGUUACGGGAUGUGCAUGCGUUACGCUGACCGUGUUAAGCCUCGAGUUCGUAUGGAAUUUUAUUACGUAUUCCAUCGCUCGAGUGAUUUUUUUUUCCGGUUACGAUGAGUGUGUAUUCUUUUUUAAUUUGCAACCUCUGAUUCAACUAGAUGUUGAAUAAGGGCUAGUUUAGUAUUGUAAGAAAAAUAGUUUGGUAUAUAUAUAUAUAUAUAUAAAAACUGUGUUUAAAAAGUACUGUGAAGAAAAUAUUAAUAAAAAAUGUUGUGUUGUUUUAAUGAAAA